AUGCUCCAUCGUUUUAAGCCAAUUGCGUCCAUUCGGUGCUUGUCGCUUGUUAAACCAAACACUUCAAGCGUUGUUCCAGCGCAACUCGCUCAAACACUGGAUGUAGAACCUGUCUUCGGAUCCGCAAACCAAACUUUAGAUACCAAAUUCCAAACGCUCGGGACUCCCGCAACGUUAUGUUCUGCAAGCUUACCAGCAUCUGUGCCGCUCUAUGUGCGCCGUGGGUGUCUAGUGUCGCUCCACAACGCCCAAAAUUUGCAUGUGGAGCACAAUUGGCUUGGACUAGUAUGGUCCACAUUGAAACAUGGAUCAUGGAGACCUGCGCUAUUCCAUAAACUGAUUUCGCCACAACCUUUCAAUGUAUUGGUGGCUCCAAAUGUGUGCAACAGUAGGCUCGCCUCGUGGUUUGGGUUUUCAUCUCAACCGUUCCGAACGCUAUGUCUGUUGACCUUAAAUGGGUCUCAAGACUGGUACGUUUACGGUAAAAACUCUCUGAUUGCAUACGAAGGAAAUACCUCUCUCGAGAUCAGGCACUCUAGGCUGUGGUCUGGACGUUCCUCGGCCCUCCCCGGGGGUUAUAGAGUAUUGCAAGGACGUGGUAACGCACUUCUGAGCGGUGCUGGUUCCGUAUACACAGUUGAACUAUCCAACGAAUCUGACGAACUGGUUUUGAAGAGCGAGCACUUACUAGCCAUCAGCAGCAAAAGUCUCAACGACGCCAAGAAUGCCGUAUCUAUAUAUCGUUUGACUUCUCCAAAAUCACCACAGGGCGCCCAUUCUCCCGCUUCUUCUCUUCAUUCUGCUACCCCUCAAUCUCCUUCUAUGCCUAAGGCGUCACAAGAAUUCAGCUUUAAGGAGUUUCGUGACAUUACGUCGUCAGCUAUUGUGUCCACUUGGAACUGGCUCAAAAACACCUAUUCAAUUCUUGUCAACGGCCCCACACAAUAUCUAAAAAUUCGUGGGCCGCGUUCCAUACUCAUACAGAGCUCGCACAACGUUUUCAUGCCUGCAACCCCUACUGCGCAACGCGUAUUCCACGCAAACUCCGAUUCCUUGCCGACCUCGCUACCGGAAAGCUCACAUGCUAAUAGUUCCAAAAACUACCUGAGCUACGUAACUGUCCAACCAAAUGGAGAGGUCCGCUUUGAGAGCACUUCCAAUUUUGAUGCCAAAGUUGCAGAAAUCGAAGCUUUGAAAAGAAGUUAG
Molecule: messenger RNA, 1206 nt
Organism: Lachancea dasiensis
Lineage: Eukaryota; Fungi; Ascomycota; Saccharomycetes; Saccharomycetales; Saccharomycetaceae
Source: the annotation of a GenBank genome assembly